AUGGUCCAUGCCGCGUGCAGACUUCAAGUACAAGGAGGACUCGGUGAUGGUGGUGACAGAGGCCGACUCGACGGUACUUUCUCUGACAAUGCCGCGUCGCACCCCAUCUUCUUCUCCAACAACAGCGACACAGAGGUGGCCCUGGACCACCCGGGCCCCAUCUACUUCAUCAGCGGCGAGUCCGGCCACUGCGAGCGUGGCCAGAGGAUGGUCGUCCAGAUCGUCGGCCCGGGCACGCCCCCGCCGGCGCCUCCUAGCCCGCAGGCCCCGACCGGCGCCGCCACGCCAGCAGGCACCACCGGGGGCGCACUCGCCGGCGCCAUCGCAGCCGUGGCCAUGGCGUUGCCGGUCAUCGUGAUCGGAGUCUGA
This is a messenger RNA of Miscanthus lutarioriparius, 369 nucleotides long. Lineage: Eukaryota; Viridiplantae; Streptophyta; Magnoliopsida; Poales; Poaceae. The record is from the annotation of a GenBank genome assembly.